UGACUUUCGGCCAAUCACUGAACGUUUUAAUACUUAGCGAAGAAAUUUAGCUUGUGUAGGACCCCGCUACGGACUGACAGUGUGCUCAAGGAGAAAACAACGCCGUGGCAGCAUGGGUGUGUUAUCCACGCUUUUAAGAGGUCUGGUUAGAGGAGCCGACAGAAUGUCGGAGUUCACUAGCAAGCGUGGUUCAAAGACUCAAAAUAGAGGCAGAGGUUCAAGGCCCGCUGGACUGAAGCUCUCCAGCAGAAAGUUUCUGUCAAUUCGGGCAAUGAUUCCUGAGUUUGUGGUGCCCAGUUUGGAGGGAUUCCAACUUAAGCCAUAUGUGUCAUACCGUGCACCAAAAGGAACAGAACCACCAGUCACAGCACAAAGUUUAUUUGAUGAAGUUGUCGCCCCUCAGAUCAAGAAAGAUUUUGAAGAGGGCACUUUUAGCAAAGACCAGCUGGAAAAGUAUGGAUUUGAGCCCACGCAGGAAGGGAAACUCUUCAAACUGUAUCCUAAGAACUAUGUGCGCUAGUCAUGGAUGGCUGCUGGAGACCAAUGCAACAUAAAAACUGAUCUGACACUUACAGGAUGAUCACCACAGAUGGGACUGUAAACUUUUUCUAAGUGAUGGCCUUGUCAUUUAAAAGAACUGUUCAAUAAAAUUUAAAGGG
Melanotaenia boesemani (Boeseman's rainbowfish) is the source of this 659-nucleotide messenger RNA. RefSeq names its product mitochondrial ribosomal protein L41 (gene mrpl41). Lineage: Eukaryota; Metazoa; Chordata; Actinopteri; Atheriniformes; Melanotaeniidae. Gene Ontology annotation, molecular function: structural constituent of ribosome. The coding region runs from base 113 to 520 and encodes 135 amino acids. Gene Ontology annotation, biological process: translation. The transcript is spliced from 2 exons. Gene Ontology annotation, cellular component: mitochondrial large ribosomal subunit. The record is from RefSeq and is a predicted model, not a curated record.